UUUUUGCAAGCCCUUUCCAUUUUCCUUAAACUAAAGAUGUCAAGUUCAAAGCUUUUUCUUGGAACAAUUCUUCUUGUGUUGUUAGCGCCAGUGUUUACAAAGGGGGAUUUUUUAUCUCCGCUUGUUGAUAACAUAUGCAACGAAGUAGAAUGUGGGAAAGGAACUUGCCAACCGGCAGUGGGAAGUCCCUUUAACUUCAAAUGCAUUUGUGAACCAAACUGGAAGCGUACUCGUUUGGACAAUGAAGAUGAUCUACAGUUCCUUCCUUGUGUAAUUCCUAAUUGCUCUCUGGAUUACUCAUGCAUGCCGGCUCCUCCUCCAGUUCCACCAUUUCCUAACAAUUUCUCCGUGUUUGACCCAUGCUAUUGGAUGUACUGUGGAGAAGGAACAUGUGUGAAGAACUCAACCUAUGGUCAUACAUGUCAAUGCAAUAAUGGUCGCUCUAAUCUGCUCGACAUCUCAGUUUUCCCUUGUUACAGCGAAUGUGCCCUGGGUUCUGACUGUUCAAGGCUUGGAAUUAAGGUUUCAAAUUCAGUGUCAUCCCCGAAUAACAAUGAUGGAAGCCCCGGUACUUCAAUCAUGCCUGCAAAAUUUCAAUGGAUGGGAAUAAUCAUGUUGAUAUUUGGUGUAGUUCAAGUCUUGAACUAGCACACUGCUGAAGAAUAAUACACAUCUCAUCAAUUAUUCCUCUCUUUAAUGUAUUUUAUAGUUAAAUUUAUUUUUGUACAGUGAGGUAUAACUUCCUUCAUUUCUCUAGGAAAUCGCCACCAUCGCUAGACGCUAGUUACAAUUCCAAUAUAUAUAGC
Messenger RNA from Oldenlandia corymbosa var. corymbosa, 806 nucleotides. The record is from the annotation of a GenBank genome assembly. Lineage: Eukaryota; Viridiplantae; Streptophyta; Magnoliopsida; Gentianales; Rubiaceae.